Molecule: messenger RNA, 11385 nt
Organism: Corythoichthys intestinalis (scribbled pipefish)
Lineage: Eukaryota; Metazoa; Chordata; Actinopteri; Syngnathiformes; Syngnathidae
Product: semaphorin-4G
Exons: 15
Coding region: 4295-6901 (868 amino acids)
Biological process (GO): neural crest cell migration; axon guidance; negative regulation of axon extension involved in axon guidance
Cellular component (GO): plasma membrane
Molecular function (GO): semaphorin receptor binding; chemorepellent activity
Source: RefSeq, a predicted model, not a curated record
CACUCACACUGACAGUCACACCGCUAAUGACGUCUCUUCGCCGGCUCUAAAAAAAAACGGCUAUUACCGGAUGAAGUCAACAGGCAAGAGGCUGACAAGUAAGAUGUUAUGGGAGGUCCAAGUGUGAGCGUCGUGGGCGGGUUUGGCUUGCUUUAGUGUUCCCGUGUGUUGAGUUGAUCUACAGGACUGUAAAAAAAACAAAAAAGGACUAAAGUCCACUCGGACUGAGCAGCUCGAAGAUGAGACCUUUCCUGCUUUUUCUUCGAACCCUACGCUAUUAAGGCUCGUCAUCGUCACUCUUGUGACUUUUCUUUUGUGCAUGUGUAAAGGCUUCCAUCUUCCGCAUCAGCACCACUUUGGUAGACUGACGGACCGAACGCUUGAAUGUGCGCAGAGGCCUUGACAGCCAUUUGAGAGUGCACGAGGCAGAUAAAUGACUCCUGGAGGAAUCCUCGGCAUGCCUCCUACGCGACCUGAUAAAAGCAAAGAUGAGCCUGUAAAGGCAGCUGGCACCUUUUCAUUACUGUGGACAGAAACUACACUAUUGACGAUGAUAGACAUCCAAUCCAUCGCCAGCCGUGGAAGCCAAUGGGUUAAUUAAGCUGAGUUCUGUUCCUAUUUGAACAUAUUGAAUAUUUACACAUGCAGACCUGUGUGCUUCAGGCCUGGCUCGCAAUAUUUUGCAAGAAGCUGCUUAUUGUUGCCGUGACAAAUAACUGACAAUCUUCUCAGAUUUUGUUGUAUGAACCAACGAGCAAGGACAUCAGCAUGAUUUUUUUUCUUUUUGCAUUUUUUGUUUGUUUGUAAUGGUCCACCUUUUUAAAGUGUUGCAUGCAGUGUUGGGAAAGCACAUUUCUUACAUGAACUAGUUCAGAGCUCAUUUCACACAUUUUAAAACAUACUAGUUCAGUUCAUACUUCAUAACUGAACAUUGUGAAUUAAGUUUGUUAUUAUAAAAAUGUCAUUUGUUCACGGUUAUAUUUUUUUCUCCCCGAUGUGGUACUGUGAGCACCGGUAUUUUGCGAUUUCUUUCUUUUGUGAAUGUAUUAUUUCCUGACUUAUUUGAUUUAGUAAAGGAAAAUAGUUAGUAUAAAUUACCUUCAUGUGAAAGAUGGUUGUUUAAAGAAUCUAAAUAUGUACAACAUAAAUUUCUUGAUGAUAAUGGUGAAAAUAAUGUUUAAACUAAAAAAAAUAACAAUGCUUGCGAGUAGAGUUGGCCGUUAUUAUUUGAUAAAAGCAUUUGAAAUAAUAUCGGAAAAUAUCAGCAUCGGUUUUGCACCAAUUUAUAUAUGUUGGCUUAAAGGUUGUAUGUACAAGCCUGCAGCCUUUGUAAAUGGGCUGGUCACAGUUUAGCACAGCAGCUUUGCUUAGAAUGACCUCUAGAUGUCUCUAAACUAGGACGCUUGGGAUUGCUUAGAGGGAACCUCGGACUUGUAGGCUUUAAUAAGUUGUUCUCGUUUACUAAAAUUUGUUGUCAGAAACACAUAAAAUAUUGCCAUUAAUUUAAAUGUAUAUAAUAUUUAGUACAUGUUUUGACCUACGGAGAGCGCCAUGUUUUAUGGACGCUCCGGGUGAUGACGUAGAUUGUCACUGUCACUCGACGAUUACUACCGGGUUACUGCAAUUCCUUUUACGUGGCACAACGUCCAACACAUGCGCUCGUUGGUUAAAAGCGGCAAGUACUUACUAUUUGUGUUUUUUUAUUGCCUCAAAAUACUUUUUGCAUGUGUUUUCCUCUCAUACUUUUAAGCAUAGUGUUUUCUUGUGGUAGCUUUAAAGCAGAUUCUUGAUCUGUUGACCACAUUAGUCAUGUAGCAUAUUUAAACCACCUCUAGUUAAUACUGUAGUAUAUACAUAUAUAGUAUUUUCUUAAGAUAUCUAUAGUAUGUUCUGUCUGUAUACAUCUAAACAAAACAAGCUGAAAGCGCACGGUGGUACUUUGGGCGUCAAAUUCGCCUCUGUCGCUGGUGUAGCGCGUUUUGGCAGAACACUUGUUUUUUUUUUUUCCUACUCUCAUCACAUCCCAUCCCAUCUUUCCUGUUCAUUUUGCUCUUGCUGCUCGUUUUGUGAAAUAUCGACAGUGUUGUCCUGCUCAUUAAUGUUCCUCUCGGGUUCAAAUUGAAAGGGUUGAACAGAUGAAAUGUUUAUGUCGCUAGAGUCAUACUCUUGAAGCCCGGCAGCGUAACCUUGUGACGUCACUGCCCUGCAACGUCAACAACAAUGGUGACCUACUAGUAAACUAAUUCUAAAAAUUGCAUAAAAACGAAAACAGGAAGAGAGGUUUAAAUUCCAAAUUAUUUUAACUCAUAAUAGCGUUUAUCCUUUAAGAACUACAGGUCUUUCUAUCAGUGGAUCCCUUUAAGUGAACAAAGACGUUUGCAUUCAUAGUGAACAAAUAAAAUGAAUGAUAAAUCAUUAAGCACUAUGUGAGCCAUAUGUGAUAUGGCAGUGUCAUUUUGACACUUUUUAGUUGCUAAGCCAGAACAUAAUCCAAAAAACUGAUGUUUGCAAUAUUUAAGUUGAAUAAUAAAUAUAUGGUGCAAUAUUGGCCCAUUCUCCAUAACUUCAGUUGAAUAUCAAGUCAUAAAUAUGAUUUUUUUCCCCCCAACAAGAUUCUUUCUGUUUUUGAUCCAAACAUUGUCUUUCACUUUAAGGUGCAAUAUCAGCUAAUAUUCAGUAUUUGUAAGACCCCCACCCACUCACCCAAAAAAAAUACUUCAUAAGAGUAAGUACCAAGGGUAAGUACCAAGGCUAUUGACAAAGCCUACUACUUUCACUCCAGUGAGUAAAAAGUCCAAAAGUGUGUUUGACGUAGCCCAAUGUCAAUUCUUCAAUAUUAUUAAAAGAUACCUUUACCUUAUCAUUUGCUGAUACUGGUGGAGUUUGGUUGUUUAGAAAAAGUUUUUUUUUAGUUACACAUUGGUAAAAGUGGUUGGUGUCAUUUCAUGCUUAAUGAAAAUGGGAUAAAAGAUUAACAGUUAAAAUGUUUAUGUAUAAUAUUAACUCUUCUAAUAUUGUCAAGUGACUUACAAAGAACUGCAGUAACAGUACUUAGUUCAACAGAGUUCUCUUCUGGUUGAAAGAAAAAAAGUCUUGAGAGACUUAGAUGCUCUGAUAGUGAAGUUAAAUCAGAAGCGAUGGUUUAUUUUUGAAGCAUCUCGAGAAUAUCUCAGUUGUUUUGUUGACCUUAGUUUAAGUUGAAGUCAUCAAAAUAAUGAGUCGGACAUGCUAGCAUUAUCUUCAUUACAAUGCAGUUCAAUGCAUUUAUCAGGGACUGCUCGUACAUCUGCUCAUCACUGUGCUUUUUUCACCCUCCAAGCUGUGUGACUGUGGGUUGCCAAAUAGUGGAAUUUAUUCCCUUAGAAUUAAGGCUCGUUCAUAGCACAUUUUCUCCUUGAAGUAAAGAAUCCUGGCACUCGUGAAUGAAAACUUAACAAACUGCUGUCCAAAAUCUGCACCAGAAUGAAGUCAUUCACAACAACGUUGGCAAAGUCAAAAUAAACCACAAUCAGUACACGUUUCUCAAAAUAAAUAUUACUGUACGCCACCAACUUUUGUUCAUUGAAUUUGUUCAGGUAAAGACUGUUUGCAUGGCAAUUGAAAUGAUAUAUGGCUAUUUGAACAACUCUUGAACAGUAAUUGGGCAGAUUAACUAGCAAUUUAUCAGUUGAUCCAUCAUGAUUUUUUCAUGAUGAUUUUUAAUGGGAUGGAAGAAUCUCUCCAUGUUUUGACUUUCAGUAGCUUAUGUCAUUUUGUGACUUCUUCGAAGAUAAAACUUUGUUGAAAAAGUUCACAUUGCUCUUCUCCAUCUAACAUGAACACAGCACAUCCCAGCAGAGGUUACUGAUUGGCUAAUAUGCAAGAUGUCAAUCUGGUAAAUUGCAACUAACAGAUUGCAUUUACAUUUAUUUGACUGGGGACACUGUUUUUUAAUUGAGUUAUAAGUGUGGGCACUUAAUGAAACACUCAUAUCUCAAGGUAAGUUGAUGUUUUUUCCCCUUCCUUCAUUUAAGUAUCAACAUUCAAAGUUUAUAUAAUUUUACAUGGGCAAAAAAUGUGAUAAUGCUGCUAUUAACUCCUUCACCUCCGUUGACGGGAAUAGACAUCCAAUCAAUUCUAACUGUGUGGGUUCGCUCCCAGUUAAAUGAAUCAGAGAUCUAUUGCUGUCAACAACAGCCAAUGAAUAAAAAGGUAAAAGAAUAAAUCAAGUAAGUCCCAGUUUUCCCCCCUCUUCUUCCAGGUACCUGGCCCGUGUGUGAACAUGUUUGUGUAAUCUUAUUGCAUUCAUGCGGAGAUGAAGGCGGGCCGCUCACCAUUAGUGCGGUUCCUGCUGCUUUUGAGCUUGGGCGUGAGCAUGGCAGCCGCCUACCCAUUCAGACCACCGCCGGACCUUGACGUAACACCGCGCGUCACCAUCUUCAGCAGUAGUGUGCAUAGCCGCAAGCGUUUCGCUUCCCCUCCCGCCGUCAAUUACAGCACUUUGUCUCUGGAGGCCGACGGCCGCCGUCUCUUCAUCGGUGCCCGUGAGGCCGCGUUCUCUUUGGAUGCCUCGGACAUUGAGGCCGUCCCGGCCCUCACCAUUGUGUGGGAGGCUUCCCCCGAGCAAAAGCAGCAAUGUCUUCUCAAGGGAAAAGACAACAAGACCGAGUGUUUCAAUCACAUCCGCUUCCUGCAAAGGUUCAACGCCACGCACCUCUACAUGUGCGGGACUUACGCCUUCAGGCCUUUGUGCGCUUACAUAGACACUGAGAAUUUUUUGAUGUCUCGGCCUGAGGAAGGUCGAGACAAAUGUCCUUAUGGCCCAACGACAGGAUACACCGGCCUCAUCGUUGACCAGGAACUGUUUACGGCUUCCCAGUACGAGUUUCGAAGAUUCCCGGACAUCCGUCGCAACUCUCCGACACUCAAGACAGAGGACGCGCCAACACGGUGGCUCAACGAGGCCAACUUUGUGGGCUCAGCGCUGGUGAGGGAGAGCCGCAGCACACUGGGCGAUGACGACAAGAUCUACUUCUUCUUCAAUGAAGGCGUAGGCCAGCAGCAGAGCGCCGCCUCUGGCGCCCACAGCCGGGUGGCGCGAGUUGCUCGAAUCUGCAAGGGCGACCGAGGAGGCCUCCUGACGCUACAAAAGCGCUGGACAUCAUUCCUCAAGGUGCGGCUGGCGUGCUCCCUGCCUGAGUAUGACUUCUACUUCAAUGAACUGCGCAGCAUCUUCGUCAUGCCAGGAGAUGCGACGCGAGACACACUCUUCUAUGCCAUCUUUGGCCUGGGUUGGAAGAGCGUAAAGGCGUCUGCGUUGUGUCGCUUCUCGUUGUCUGACAUCCAAGACGCCUUUGGAGGACCUUACAUGGAGACGCAAGACUCUGGCUCUAACUGGAAAGAGUACACUGGAAAAAUUCCUGAGCCAAGACCUGGAACGUGCAUGACAGAUGCCACGAGAGCGCGGGGCAUCAACGUGUCCACCUCACUGCCCGACGAUGUGCUCAACUUUGUCCGAAGGCACCCGCUAAUGUCCCGGCAGGUCCAGGCUUUGGACCGUCACCCUCUGUUGUUCAGAAGGACCACAGAUUACACGCACAUGGCUGUGAUAGCUGUCCUAGGCUUGGAUGGACUACAAUAUCAUGUGUUAUACAUGGGAACAGAUGAAGGCUGGCUGCACAAGGCGGUCCUCGUGGAGACUCAGCUGCACAUCAUUGAGGAGUUGCAGCUAUUUGAAGAAGCGCAGCCUGUGGACAACGUGCUCAUUUCUGUCCAACAGAUGAGCGUGUACGUGGGGUCUCCUUCGGGCGUGCUGCAGCUGCCGCUGUCCGACUGCGGCAGGUACGCGUCCUGCUACGACUGCAUCUUGGCUAGGGACCCGCACUGCGCUUGGAGCAGAGAAGGCUGCGUGGAUGUCACGCACUACACGGACAAAACAUCAUUAAUCCAGGACAUCCAACAAGGCAACAGAGGAUGUGACAACACGCAAGACGUGGUGCCCACGCGCAGUCGAUCCGUUCGAGUAGGCGACGAUAUCCUGCUGCAGUGCGAGCUUAGCUCCAACCUGGCAGUGCCUGCAUGGACGCUGGAUGACCGGGAGCUGCACGGUUACGGGCUGAGCUCUGGUUUCAGGACAGGCACCGACGGGCUGCUGGUGAUCAGGGCACGUCUGGACCAGAGCGGGCGUUACACCUGCUACGCAGUGGAGAACCAGAUUUGGGUUGGCGUGGUCGCGUACAAUGUCACCGUGGCCCCUGAGCCGCCCCCGCCGCCCACUGAAGAACCUCACCACCGCUAUGCUGCCGCGGUGCCACCCGCUCCCUCUGAGGAGGCCCCGGCCCUUGCCCCUCAGAGGCCCCGACCGCAGCUUCUCUCCACCAAAAACAUGGAGGCCCUGUAUCUAUCCCUCAUUACAAUUUUGGGAAGCCUCUGCGUGGUUCUCAGUGUGGUUCUGUUCUAUCUUGGCUUUUGCUUGCGAGUGGGAAACCAAGGAAAGUACUCGCUACGCAAUGCGGCCGCCACCUACCCACCCGAGAAGCAAAAUCACCGAAAAAAGCAACGACAUUCCGCACACUUGGAGCUGAAGACUAUUUCCGGUAACGGACACAGCAUCUGCAACGGCGUCCACUCUGCAGGGUUCCUCCAGAUCGUGCCAGGCGAGGCUCGCACUUCGCCUAACGCGGAGUCCGCCGCCCCUCCGCCGGCACCACCGCUGCCCGCCGCGCCGGACUGCAAUUUCCCCAGCGGGCUUUCGGCCACAUUACCCAGCGUCCUGCGGCGCAUGAAUGGCAACAGUUACGUGUUACUCGCUCAGAGCGACGGUGACAGCGUGGCGCCGUCGUUCUCCGAUGAGCUCAACAGGAUGUUGGAGAAGCGCAAACGCACUCAGUUGAUGCCCAGGCCAGACGAAAGCUCCGUGUAGCCCGAGGACAGGGCGACAAAGAUGUGAAAUGGUGGGGGAAAACAAUCUUUCUACCUCACUUCGUUUGUGCCAGUGGAUCACUUUAAGGCUUGAGGAGUUUCCGUGGGAGUUGAUGGAGAAAAGCUGGGAUUUACAGAUCCGCUCAAAUGUGAUCGUACAUCUCUGUUCAUGAAAGACAAACUCAGUUAUCACGAGAGCUCCCAGUUAUUUUGAUAGUUGACUAAUCGGCAAUAUAAAUCAGGUAUUUUAUUGGUAAAUUACUCUCUAUGUUUUGCAGCGCAAAAAUUAGAUCUUUUUUUUUUCUGAAUAAGGAUAAUAAUAAUAUGGUUUGGCGAGUAUAGAAAUCACAGAAUAGUCGUACUAUUUUUUUUUUUAACCCUUACAGGGCCAGUGGUCACUACAGUGGGCAUCUAUUCAAAAGUUAUCAUUACCUUAACUCAUUCACUGCCAGCCCAGGUCACAGAGUAUAUGAUGUGUUUUGUGGUAGUUCGUAAAAGAGGGGAACUGAUAUUGAAAUGACCUACUGACGUCCAUAGAGUUAGAGAUAUGUAAGGCUGCAAGAGAUUUAUAAAAUAAAACAAAAAUUCCCAGAGCACAGUACACAUAGGCCGCACUUAUGUGAAUCGAUGUCUUUAUUCUUCACAAAAUGCAUGCGGGCAACACUAAAGGCUGAUAAAUGGUUCUGCGUUGCGGUGACGGUGUAGCGACGGCGUAGACCCUAUGUCGUCAAUGAGCAUUCGAAGCUCUGCAUCAAGAGAACGCGUUGCUCUGUAAUACACCGCCAAGCCACGAGAGCGGUGUGGUGUUGUGUUUGUACAGUUUUAGAGGACUCCUGUCGAAUUCCUUAGUUUUCCUCCAGUCAUUGGCAGCAAUGGCAACGGAAAUGGAACGUGUGUAUUUGCGGCUGCAGCUAAUCAAUAUUGAACAACAAAUGUUGUUAAUACAAAUGUUGACGCAUAGGCAACACAGAAGACAUUUGCGAAUGUUUAAAAAUGGCGGUGUUGUUGUGCUGAACCGGAAGCAACUCAAACCAAUCACAGUAGGUUCGUAAAUCGGGUUCGCGUUAACGGCGUAGGUUCGCUGUCACCGCUAAGCAGAAGCAUACAUCAACCUUAAUGCUACAAUUGGAUGUGAAAUGGCGGCCACAAAAUAUUGUCCAGUGUGCUGCAAUUGGCCCCUGGGCCACAAUUUUGAGAACGCUGUCUAAUAUAAACUUGUACGACAAAAAUCAUAAUUCAUGCAUUAUAGGGUUAAAAACUUAAAAAAAAAAAAAAAAAAAAAGACCAAAAAAAGUAUGUUUAGUUCUUCUUUUGAUCUUCAUUUAACAUUAUUUUAAAAAUAGAAUGGAAAUAUAUAACGUAUUGGCCCGAAUAUAAGACGGUGUUUUUUGCAUUGAAAUAAGACUGAAAAAGAGGAGGUCGUCUUAUAUUCGCGGUCUAGACAUUAUACCCAUUCACAACGCUAGAUGGCGCCAGAUAUCAUUGAAGUGAUGUUCUGUCAUGACAGAUCUCAGCUACUCUACCCAUUCACGACGCUAGAUGGCACCAGAUAUCAUUGAAGCGAUGUUCUGUCAUGACAGAUCUCAGCUACUCCCAAGUUUAACCAGUUUGCAAUGUUUUUCCUUAUUCAGAUUUGUUUCAAGACUACAGUUACAGUUAGACUUCACUUUGAUGGUUAAUGCAGUUAAUGCAAUUUUGUUGUUUUAUCACAAUAGAUUGGUUUAUUUACAUUUCAAAAACCAGAAGCCAUUCAUUUACGAAUGUGAUUGCACUUUAGUUUACAUAUUUUAAUGUUCAGAUAUUAAGAUUUGAAUGAGACAAAAUAACAUGCUUUUUCUCUCAAAUAUAUUGUUAUAAUCAUUUGUUUUGGAUGUACUGUAAUUAUUUUCUGUAUAAAAAUUAAUUUGGUGUUCAAAAAGUCUUUUUUUCAAACUAGAGUCUUGAAAAAGAGGGGGUCAUCUUAUAAUUAGGGCCGUCUUAUAUUCGGGCCAAUACGGUAAUAUUCUGUUUCCUUUUGUUUUUUUAAACUGAACAUUUUGUAUAUUUAGUUUUUUAGUUUGUAAUUUUUUUCCCCUUUCUGUAUGUUUCAUUUAUUUAAAAAAAAACAACAAAACUUUUCACUUGUUUUUAAUAAAAAAUAAAAAGAUUUACUAUUACCUCAUUGGCUGCCAUUAACAACGAUUGAUGUCAUAUAAACGUUACGUAACAAAAGAUAACCCAAGCAAACAUAAAAAUGCAGUUUUUAACCCAGUAGCUGCCAUUGCCCAAUUCAAAUGGAUCAGACGUCUAGCACAGCCGAUUAAUUGACAGUCUCAGUAAAUGAGCAUUAGGACAGUUUUUUGGUCAACAUUAUCUUGAAAUGAUUAAUCAUCUAUCAAAAUAUUCGUUGAUUAGUCGUCAAUCAGUCGAUUAAUCAUGGCAGCCUUAGUGGUCGUGGAAAUAACUUUUGGAUUAAUACGAUCAAACUUUAGUCAAGUUAUUUCUGUGAUGGGUUUUUCAUGAAAAGAGUACGAGAGCAUUUAAGAGCGUGUCCUUAUUUCUUCCGGUAGGGUUAAUGCAUGUAAGUUGGUGUCAUGGAAGGCUCGAAAUGGUCCAUAUUUGUGAACAUUUUGUUCUGUCUGUAUGUGCCUUGUGAUUGACUGCUGAGUUUUGGAAGGGUUUUCGGGAAAAGAUGCUUCAGAAACAACAAACCUUUUUUUUUUUUUUUUUUCCGAACAAAAGGAGGGGGGAAAAAACUCAGUCACCUAAAGGUGCCCCAAAAAUCCUCAUCAUUGCAUCCCGUGGAUUCUUACCAGCAGCUUUUGGCAACCUUAUGUCGAAUAUAAACAAGCAUGCGUGGAGAUUUUUAUUGUUGUUUGGCUGGACUCAAAUGUUGAGGGCAGCUAGCCAAAGUUUCUUUGCACUAAACUGCUACAAAGAUGGGCCAAUAUGAUAUGACUUUUUUUAUUUAGCAUUUUGUUGUGGCUGCUGUGUGUUGAGUCACUGCGACGACCCUUGAGGGACAAACAAAGUAACGCUCCUAGGGAUGUCCCGAUCUGAUCAUGUGAUCAGAAAUCGGGCCGAUCGCGCCAUUUUUCAGAAGAUCGGAAAUAGAUGAAAAGGACCGGGAUUUUACUUUGAAAAUUAUUAUGUUUUAUGCCUCUCACGCUCCCUCCUGCUGCUUUUUCUUGGUCAGCAGUGCUCUGGAGUUAGCUAUUAAAGUCAAUGAUGAUUGACAGGGAUUGUAGCUUUGAUCAUGCAAGAGAAGCUUGGUAGAUUUACUUUACUUUUACUUUAUCAAAGGGCCGAAUGUGUCAAUCAUUGUUCACCUUGUUAAACACUAACAGUAGUGUGCUGUGGCAACUCAUUAUUUGAGUGAGAGGCUGUUCUCAGCAGCAUGAGCGUCAAAGCGUGAGUGGAUGCAUUUUUCUACGUUAUUAUUGUUUAGAAAUAAUUCACAUUAUGAAGGCGGCACGUGGGUCAGUAACUUUGUUUUGGUUUUUUUUAACAAUUUUUUACGGUAUCAGAUCGUGACUCAGUAUUGACAGAUUCUCAAAAUCAGGUGAUAUGCAAUUGGGACAUACAUAAAUGCUCCCAAAAGAGAUGUUCUCAAUCUAGGAUCUUGGAACCACAAAAUAAUUUGCUAUACAUUAUUGGAUCAUUCUUCAAGAACAAAAUCUUGAUGCCUUUUGAAAAUAUAGUCCAAUUUUUGGGUGAAUUAACAAGUUCUUUUCCGGAAUAAAAGCUGUAAUAUUAUGAGAAUAACAUUGUAUUACUGACAUUCACUAAUCAUAAAACUUGAUUCAGUUUACUAUUUACAAAUAGAUCUAAACAAAUAAAUAAAAAUCCAAGUUAUGUUUAUGUAAAACGUAAAAUGUAUUUUUGUGUUUUGAUUUUUACCAUACAUCAAAUAAUUUGAUACAAUAGAUACACAACUUUAAAAUUACUCAUUUUUAUCUCAUUAAUUGGUUUUUAAUGUACUGUAAAUACAAAUAGUAAUAUCUGUGAUUUUACAUACAUUAAAGUUUUUUCACAUUACUUUUAAUUAACGUGAAGAAUUGUGUGCCUUAUUUUUUUGUCUUACUGCAUCAUUAUUUAUUUAUUCUAGUAUCUUUAAAAUAGAGUAUUUGGUUGAUUGAUUGUAAAUAAUGAAUUAAACUGUUAGUAAAAUUAAGCAAGCAUGUUUUUAAUUGGUGAAUGAUUUAGAACAAAAGGCAUAUAUCGUUAUCCUCGUAAAAUCUUUGCCCGUCAUUUUUUACAAAAAUUAUUAGAAUUUUUCGUACAUGUAAAGAAAAUCAUAAAAUGGUUAAUUUUUUGUUUUUCCUGAAAAAGCUGUUUAAAAAAAAUCGGUAAUUAUUUUAAGAAGUCUUCUAUGAAGACUAUUUAAAAUAAUAAUUUUAAAAAUCCCACUUAUAUAUAUAGUAUAUAAUUUUAAAUGUAUCUUUGUUUUUGUAAUGAUUAUGACUUUUAAAAAUGCAACUUUAUUCACAUACAGUAUGUUAAAUU